This is a messenger RNA of Wickerhamiella sorbophila, 447 nucleotides long. Its product is annotated as 40S ribosomal protein S12. Bases 1 to 447 code for a protein of 148 amino acids. NCBI's taxonomy places the organism in Eukaryota, Fungi, Ascomycota, Dipodascomycetes, Dipodascales, Trichomonascaceae. Gene Ontology annotation, biological process: translation. Gene Ontology annotation, cellular component: cytosolic small ribosomal subunit; ribosome. The record is from RefSeq and is a predicted model, not a curated record. Gene Ontology annotation, molecular function: structural constituent of ribosome. The transcript has a single exon.
AUGUCUGACACUGAAAUCGAAAACGUCGUUGAGGCCCAGGAGGUCGAGGUUGCCGCUGGCUCCGCCGCCCCCGGUGAGAUCUCCAUCGAGGAGGCCAUCAAGGGUGUUCUCCGUAACGCCCUUGUCCACCAGGGUCUUGCCCGUGGUCUCCGUGAGGCCGUCAAGGCUCUUGCUUCCGGUGAGGCCGAGGUCUGCAUCCUCUGCGAGUCCAUCACUGAGGACGGCUACCUCAAGCUUGUCGAGGCUCUCUGCAACGAGCCUGAGACCAAGAUCCCCUUGAUCAAGGUUGCCGACGCCAAGCAGCUUGGUGAGUGGGCUGGUCUUUGCCAGCUUGACCGUGACGGCACUGCCCGCAAGGUUGUUGGCUGCUCUUGUGUCGUUGUUAAGGACUGGGGUGUAGACUCUGCUGAGCGCCAGGCCCUCCUUAACUACUUCCAGUCUGCUUAA